GUGAUAGAAGAAUUAGAAAGUUCACGCAGUUUUUAUCUUUCCUUUCAUCGAAAAUAAUAUAGAUUGAAUCUUUCGUUUUGGAGAUGGCCUAGAAAGUACUUAUGCAAUAAUAUCCACGAAGGAUCUGUGAAUCAACAGACUGAGGAACUCCGCAAUAAACCUGAAUCGCAUUGCUAUCAACCUUUUUUUUGUCCCUAUCGAUAUUUACACUUUAGUAAACAUGAAGCUGGUCUUCCUAUUCGCUUUUUUCCCUUACGUGCUAAGUGCUGAUUACAGACGAAAUGUUUAUCCGUCUUUCGAAGGUAAUAUCCAGAACAACCAUGAGUAUCAAACACAAAGUAUUCCAGAAAGCGUGGACAUUGUUGUGAAAAGCUGGUUGGCAACAGAUUUAAGCCUGCGAAAAAUCUCCGAAAAGUUAGUACAAACCUUACUACCUUCCGCCUUUAAGUUGCUCACAACAUCGAAGCUAACUACGGACUGUUCAAAGGAUAUUGUCAACUUCCUGAGGGGUAUUGCUGAAACCAAGAUUUGGGCCUAUCAAAUGGUGGAUUCAUUCGGGAAAAUACCUACUGGAAUGGUCAUGGGAACCGUGAGCUCAUUGGGUGACUAUCAGACCUGUUUGAAUGCAACUGCCCCUGACUUAUUCAUUGGAAAAUACUGCCUUGUAGACUUCGAAAUACCUCUUCCAGAACAGCGUUACUUUCAUCUUUGGAAAAAGGAUGUUAUUAAAGCUUUUAAUCUCUCACAUAAUGACUCAAUUGCGAAUGAAUUUUUAAAAUUUGGAGAGAAGCUAUACAUGCUCCAUCCUCGGACAUCUAUUUGUAUUCCUUCAACAUGUACAGACGAAGACGCUAGACUUAUUGCAAGAAAAGCCAUUCAGCUUGCAGGUCUUCAUUUCAACACUAAUAUCAAGAACUGUGAAACGAAACUAGAUCCCGUGGAAGUGACCUUUCUUGAUAUUUUAUUAGGGUUAUUGCUGAUUUCCUUGGUUCUUGUUGUGUUGGUAGCCACGAUUAUGGAUUUCUACCAACGAGUAACUUCCGAUAUUUCAGAACGAGAGGAAGGACUAAGUCCAUUUCUAUCCUUUUCAUUUUUUAUAAAUGCAGAAAGAUUAGUCAAGAAUGAUGAUAGUCCUGAUUCCAUUAGAGUGUUCUAUGGCUUACGAGUAAUAACAAUGAUUUGGUUGAUCAUGACUCAUGUUGGACAUGUUGAUCAUGUCGAAGCAUUUGGUGGUUUGAGAACAUACUUUGAUCUGACAACAAAAUUUUUGGCGCAAAUUGUGCCGAGUGGGGUUGUAGCUGUGGAAACCUUUUUCUUUAUGAGUGCUACAUUAUUAUCUUAUAAUCUUGUGAGAGUAUCGGACCAGAAGAUGAAUUUUGGUUUGAUAUUUCUAAGGCGUUAUGCCAGGACCACUAUUCCUCAUUUAAUGAUGAUUGCUGUCACCUCUAUUCUGACAUUUGUGGGUACAGGACCUCUUUUCAAGGAAAUUAUUGGAAAAGAAGCACAGAAUUGUAAAGAACGAGGAUGGAUGAACCUACUCUAUAUAAACAAUUUCAUACCUUUCGAUGAUAUCUGUAUGCGAAAUUCAUGGUAUUUGUCAGUGGAUAUUCAGUUAUUUCUUACAGCAAUUUUGGUCAUUGUACCUUUCAGGAACAAUCCAAGGGCAGCUAUUGUUUGCAUUGUGGCUUUACUAUUUAGCGGAAUAUUUGGCACUUUCAUAUCACACAUACUAUACAACCUUCCUCCAACGUGUCUUACAAUUAAUCUCCAAAGCCAGUACAUCUCAGAACUUUUCCAGAGAAGUUAUUUAAUGCCGCACUUCCACCUGCCAACGUAUUGCAUUGGAUUGCUGGUAGGAUACUUUUUGGCAUUAAGAAAGUAUGUCCGUGUAACAAGGAAAGUCAACUUAAUUUUAUGGAUUGCAGCUAUUUCUACUCAGUUGGUAGUUGUAUUUCUCCCGUAUAUUUGGAAUAAAGGCACAGAAUUUCCAGGACUUUUACCUUCACUUCUUUUUGGCUGCUCACAUCGUGUCUUGUGGGCGCUUUCACUUGCCUGGAUUACAAUUGCAUGUCAGUCUGAUCUUGGAGGUAUUAUUGCGAAAAUUCUUGGAUCACAGAGAUUUGAGCUGGCCAGUCGUCUGACGUUUAUGGCCUACCUGACGAAUUUUACAAUAAAGUACUUAUACAUUGGAACAGUCUCAAAUGUAAUAAUAUAUAACUCAACUAUGAUGUUUAAUAUGUUUGCGAGCAUCCUCACAGCAACAUUCUUGUUCUCAUUUGUGCUCACUCUACUUUUUGAAGCUCCAUUCACGAAUCUUGAGAAGACAGUGAUAAGGAAUAUGAGAUGGCGAAAGUUGGGGAAAGGAAUAUGAUAAAAUCCACAACGAUUUCUUGAUAGACUCUUACUGUUUUUUAUAAUAAAAGGAAAUACCUGGUUUA
Molecule: messenger RNA, 2438 nt
Organism: Parasteatoda tepidariorum (common house spider)
Lineage: Eukaryota; Metazoa; Arthropoda; Arachnida; Araneae; Theridiidae
Product: nose resistant to fluoxetine protein 6
Molecular function (GO): acyltransferase activity, transferring groups other than amino-acyl groups
Source: RefSeq, a predicted model, not a curated record